This is a messenger RNA of Eremothecium sinecaudum, 717 nucleotides long. RefSeq names its product Mic27p (gene MIC27). Bases 1 to 717 code for a protein of 238 amino acids. The transcript has a single exon. The record is from RefSeq and is a predicted model, not a curated record. Lineage: Eukaryota; Fungi; Ascomycota; Saccharomycetes; Saccharomycetales; Saccharomycetaceae.
AUGAGUAAAAACUUCUAUAAAAAUGAUGAGCGGGUAGAAGUAUUGGACACCCCUUUGAUUCCGGAUAUUAUCCUUAAAACAGGCCUCAGGGAGAUGACCUUGCCAACUGGUAACCAAGUUGUUGAAUCAAUUCCUCUGACAAAUUGGUUUCAUUCUAUGAGAGAGAGAUUAAUAAACCACUAUAAUAUUAUUAGUGCUGAAUUUGAGACCCAGAAAAGUGCAGCUAAUAAUGAAUUAAACAAUGUAAAGGAGUACUUAACUGCAAAUGUGUUCAAGGAUCAGUAUGAGGUUCAUCAAAUACCACAGACCAAUAUUUUAAUGCUUUGUGCAUAUUUUACUGGUAGAAUAAUGGCUAAUAGGAAAAAUUGGGGAUUGCUUCGGACGAGGAGUUCCUCAUUAUUGUCUAACGUAUCCGCUGCAUCUCCAUCACUCACCGCCAGGUUAUUUACUAGUAUUCCCUCUAAAAUCUUCCUUCCUUGGGUGCUUGUUGCAUAUGUUUGGAAUGAGAUGAUGCCUGGGUCUUUCCGGAACGCUAUUAACUGCGUUGAAAGAGAUUUACUGCCAAGAGACUUCGUUGCGCAGUAUCAUGGCCUCUGGAAUCAAUACUACAUCAAUGGUCUUCGGAAAUACUCUGCUGAGAUUUCUAAUACAGUUGAGGACUCUUUGAGAUCUCAAAUUAAAAGCCUGAGAGAAGAAGUCAUAAAUAGAACUCGAUAG